Molecule: messenger RNA, 2824 nt
Organism: Neltuma alba
Lineage: Eukaryota; Viridiplantae; Streptophyta; Magnoliopsida; Fabales; Fabaceae
Exons: 4
Coding region: 470-2824 (784 amino acids)
Source: RefSeq, a predicted model, not a curated record
CCCCUAUUUCACUCUUUCACUUCGUUGACUGCCAGCAUCACACUCGCACUCACAUACUGAUACGGAGCACGAGAACCAAAAUGCAACAGUUUUCUCACCGGCUCUGAUCGGAACACGUCGGCAGCUCCGUGUCAUUUUUCUGUUGCUUUCCUGUCCGACUUUAGAGUUCGGAGAAGAAAACUCAGCCUUUGGAAUUUCGAGGUCAUUAUUCAUCUUCUUUGCCUUCUGGAUCUCUGUUCCCAUGACGUUUUGCAGCGCUAUUGGUCUCCCACCGACACUCCUUCCUUCGCCUCCAAGCUAGACGAGCCUCCACUCCUGCAUUACCCCCUGGAUGUCUGCAGAAAAGCGGCAUUUGGAUAUUCCUUCUUGCAAACUCAUCCAAAAAAUUCCUGAGCUAGAGCCCAGCAAACGUAUGCGGCCUAUUAAUUAGUCAAGGUCUCAAUCGAAAUUCAGGAAAUUACUUACCAGCAUGAGUACAAAGCAUUAUGACAGUUUACAACUUGAUAACUCUGCCCCGUCAGAUGCGGACCUUCAUCACAAUAUUACCAGAUGUGUGGGGGACAGAAAAUCUUAUGAGAAUCACCAAAAGCAAGGGAGUCAUAGAAGGGAAUGUAAAGAAGAUGAGCUAGUUAGGUACAUGUCAGAUCUUCCAGGUUUUUUGGAGAAGGGAGAAAGUAUUCAUGAUAAAGUCUUGAAUGUGGGGGUCCUUGAUUGGGCCUGUCUGGAGCAAUGGAAAUGCAGUCAUAAACAUAUGCCCCAUAUAAGUAGUAGGAGGUCGACAUCAACAACUACUAAUAAAUCUGUGUCUGUUUCAAUGGACAGAUCAUCUGGUUAUUCUAGCAGUGGUCGUAGCUUGUCUCCUUCCUGCCGAAGCAUUUGCCAUCCACCACUGCUAUCUCAUUUUAUGGCAUCUGCGAUGCAGGGCCACUCUCAGGAUGCAAAAUCCUUGGGAAAAAUUUUAGAAAAUUGUCAAAAUAUUAGCGGUAGCAACAAUAACACACACAGCCAAUUUGUCGGGGCAAAUGACUGUCUUUCCCCAGACCUCCCUGAUAAUAGACUGAAAGCACGCAACAUGAAGGGUUUAGAUGCCAAAAUUGAUAUGAAAAGAGGAGCUCUAUCAAGUGACCAAAUGAAUGAAGUAGCAUCAUACAUCAUGUUACAAACGAGCUCUCAAGGUGGUAAAUUGGAAAAAAGAGUGGAGACUUUCCAGCAAUCAAAUAUGGUUACCAUUGAGAAAGACGUACUCAAGAAAAACAAACCACCUGUUCUUUGUUUGUCCAGAGAUAUCUCCCUGAAUGAUCAUUCUGUAACGCGGGAUAUGCCAACAUCCCAAGGUCAAAAGUCACAAAUUCUUAGUCAAACAAGCUUCAUAGAAAAUCCUAAGGAACUACCCCCCGAGGAUUUUAGUUAUAAAAAGCCAAACUCCUGUACACUGCCUGAUGAAAUUAACUGUUCCCGUUCUGAGGCAAAGGGGUCCAGUUCUGCAGGUGCAGAAAGAGUCAAAGUUCACACUGCUACUUUCUCAGCACCCCUAUCAGCUAAAAUGGGAAUAAGCCCAUCCAAAUCUAGACAAGUUGAAAAGAAACAGCCGAUAAUUACAAUGCUAUCUGCUAGAGCGUCUUCCCAGGAACCAGCUCAGAAAGUAACAGGUGAAAAGUCAAGAAGCUCUUCACCUUUUCGACGAUUUAGCUUCAGCACCGGUUUUGCUAGCAAAGGAUCUGGUUGCAAGGAGGAUGCACUUCGGCCAUAUAGGAGCUCAGUAGGAAAUGCUACAUCUAGUUUAGAAAAUAUGAGGGGCUGUUCGAGCUCAGAUAUUUCAGGCAAUGGUAAGGCAGGUGAGACUGGUAGGAGCAGGUCAAGCCCUUUAAGGAGGUUACUCGAUCCACUACUGAAACCAAAGACGGUGAACUGCCACCACUCUACAGAUUCAUCUCAGAAAGAUCCAUUGUUAAUAAAUGAGAAUUGUAUGUUAGCAAAUGGGAAAUCUUCCUCUUUGCAGCGUGAAAAAGGGUUGAUAAAGAACCACAGACUUGGUUACAGUACAAUUGAUAAGGAUGAUUCAUCGAAGUCUCUUCUGAGAAUUGCAUGGAAGAAUGGCUUGCCCAUGUUUACAUUUGCAGUUGACAAAAGCAGCAGCAUUCUUGCGGCCACGGUGAAGAAGUUAGGUACCACAGAAAAGGAUGGCUGCUGCUGUAUCUAUACCUUUUUCACCUUUAGAGAUGUUAAUAAGAAGGCUGGAAAUUGGAUAAAACAGGCUGGAAAGGGAAAAGGUCCUGAUUACAUUCAUCAUGUUGUGGGCCAAAUGAAGGUUUCCAAUCCUCACUAUCUUGAUUUAACUGGCCAGAAUUGUGUGGACUCUUCUCCUGUGAAAGAGCUCGUUUUGUAUUCUGUGAAGCUAAAGCAGGGAUGUGAUCAAGCCCCUGAUUAUCAGCUAGAUGAUGAACUUGCUGCAAUUAUACUCAAAAUACCCAAAACAUUGGUUUUCACCAAUAAUGUGCAUUAUAGCAGUUCCUGUGAUAAUGGUCAAGAGCUUGUUCAUGCAACAGUUGUGCUUCCAAGUGGGGUUCAUAGUCAUCCAAGUAAAGGUGGACCUUCAUCCCUUAUUGAGCGCUGGAAAUCAGGUGGAUCUUGUGACUGUGGUGGUUGGGAUAUGGGUUGCGAACUUAAGAUUUUGCAAAUGAAAACCCAGCCAAUAAAAAGUCAUUUUCAUCCAAAGCUUGUGGUGAAGAUCAUUUUGAGCUUUUUCCUGCAGGGGAAUGGGCGAGACCGACCUGCUUUCAGAUUUGUCCCCUUCAAGCAGGGAAUUUUCUCGGUUGUUUUAUGA